Tachysurus vachellii is the source of this 2194-nucleotide messenger RNA. RefSeq names its product fumarylacetoacetate hydrolase domain containing 2A (gene fahd2a). Lineage: Eukaryota; Metazoa; Chordata; Actinopteri; Siluriformes; Bagridae. The record is from RefSeq and is a predicted model, not a curated record. The transcript is spliced from 8 exons. Bases 204 to 1070 code for a protein of 288 amino acids. Gene Ontology annotation, molecular function: hydro-lyase activity.
AUUUGUCUAGUUUUUUUAAUAAUAAUAUUAUAUUAUCGAUAAUAUAAUCGCUAUUAUUGAUAAUAUAAUCGCUUAAUCUCGUUAAAGCACAGAUCUUUCUCGAUGGAACUACAACCCGGAAGUGAGAGUUAAAAAAAGGUUGAUUUUAGACAAGAGAACUACUUUACUAAGGCUCAGGCACACGCACUCUCACCUCAGCAAGCAUGCGCUUGGUCCAGUUCUUUCGACACGGCGAUGUGGGAAGCGUGAGGGUCGGUGUGGAGAGAGAGAACGGCUCCGUCGUCGACCUGAAGGCUUUCGAUCAGUCCGUACCUUCCACCAUGAGAGAGUUCUUAGAACUGGGAGAGAAGGGCAUGGAGUGCGCUCAGAGAGCCGUGUCCAGCGGUGAGUGUGUUCUCCCUCGCUCCGAUAUCCAGCUCCUGUCUCCGAUCACCGGUCCGGACAAGGUGGUGUGUGUGGGUAUGAACUACAGAGACCACUGUCUGGAGCAGAACGCCCCCAUCCCCACCGAGCCCAUCGUCUUCAGCAAGUUCCCCUCCGCCAUCACGGGUCCCUAUGACGACAUCCAGCUUCCGAGCGAGAGCCAGGAGGUGGACUGGGAGGUGGAGCUGGCUUUUGUGAUUGGAAAAAAAGGAAAGCACAUAAAGGAGGAGGACGCUUUCGGUCACGUCGCCGGCUUCACCGUAGCCAACGACGUCAGCGCCCGCGACUGGCAGAUGAAGAGGAACGGCAAGCAAUGGCUUCUGGGAAAAACGUUCGACACGUUCUGUCCGCUCGGGCCUGCCCUCGUUACCACGGCAGCGCUGAAGGACGUCCACAAUCUGGGGAUCCGCUGCCUGGUUAACGGAGACGUGGUUCAGGAGAGUAACACCGAUCAGCUGAUCUUCAAGACCGAGAAGCUGGUUGCGUGGGUCUCACAGUUCGUGACGCUGUACCCAGGCGACGUGUUUCUGACGGGCACGCCUCCAGGAGUGGGCGUGUUCAGAAAGCCACCUGUCUUCCUGAAGAAAGGAGACGUGGUGGAGUGUCAGAUCGAGGAGAUCGGAUCCAUCCGAAACACCGUGGUGUGACUCCGGCGCCGGUCGACUGACUUGACUGAUCUGGGAUGAAGAAAGUUAAUGAGUCACAUUUUCACUGAUGCAAUGUAGAGAUCUCUGAAAUCCUACUCUGAGGCACGUGCACUGGAAAUGGCCAGGAGAUGGCGCUCUUACUGAUUAUGGUUAGGAAUAAGCACUGCUGUAUUAUUAGUGGGUUUGGUUUUAUUUUGUUUUUCCAAUCAAGGCUUGAUUUUCUUUCUUUUUUUUUUUUUUCUGUUUUUAAAAUGAUAAGUUUUGUGUUCUGGUUUGUUGUUCUUGAAAUGCAAAACAAUGGAGAUUAUAACAAGAAGAAGGAAGAGGAACCUUCAUUCCUGUAUUUUACCUGCAUAACGUCUGUAUUUCUUUCUACGUUUUUUGCAAAGUGCCUUUAAAAUUCAGCUCCUGUAAAACGUAACACGAGAACAACCAGAAACUAAUUACAAUAUUACUUAUAACAUCAGAGCGCUGACCGAGCUUGCAGUACAUCAUUGGGAGGGCAGGACGACGCUCAGGAACUGCUCCGUCGGUGCAUCGAUCGGAGUUUACGCACUGAGAGAAGCGUAAACGUUCCGAGCAGGUGAUCUAUCGUGAUCGUGAAACUGCAGCGCCGUCUGCAUUUCAUGCUGAAUUUCCUUCUUUAAAAAGUGCUGCAGUUUUUUUUCCCCUCCCUGCCUGUUUUAGUAUUCACCUCGUUCCUUCUCCUCUGUUCAUCUGCAAAUCUCUCUCACCGUUAUGGAGGACCUUGUGCUGUUCACCCGUGUGUGUGUGUGUGUGUGUGGAGAUCUUACUCAGCACCUAGUGCACUACAGCAAUCAGCCAGUCUGCCAGCAUCUCUCUCACCAAGCUGCAUCUGAAAGGAGCCACUUUAUGUGUAAGUGGUGAAAGAGUGGGGUUAUAGGAUUACUGCGGUGUCCGGAGAGCGCUGGAGGCAUCACCGGGGGAUAAUCAGGAGCUGAUCAGAGGUUCACUGGUUCAUGAGCUCUGUCGCUCAUCAUUAACAUCAUCAUCAUCGUGUCAAAGAGUGAGAUCCAGAGGAGCAGAACAAAAUUCUCUGUAUUCGUUUUUCUCAACAAUUUUCAAACAGAAAUGCGAAAAAUAAACUUCGACUAACAAACAGA